Messenger RNA from Helicoverpa armigera (cotton bollworm), 789 nucleotides. RefSeq lists its product as uncharacterized. Lineage: Eukaryota; Metazoa; Arthropoda; Insecta; Lepidoptera; Noctuidae. The transcript has a single exon. The coding region runs from base 1 to 513 and encodes 170 amino acids. The record is from RefSeq and is a predicted model, not a curated record.
AUGGAUACGGUGCCUGUUGUACCAAAAUGUUUUGGAAUAUUUCCGCCAAAAUACGGAACUUAUUUGAUCUCAUUGUGUGGAUUAAGUAUGGGUGGAUGCGGGCUAUCGGGGGUAGUACUAUAUGGCCUUGUCGAAGACAGUGUUGUGGCACAUUUCCUGAACAGACAGCCAGUGGACAGCGGAAUGAAAAAAGCUGUUCUCUUAAUUAUUGGAAUGACUUCUCUCUUAUUAUUCUGUGCAAGUUUUCUGCUAUUCGUUGGUCUGGCGUUCAAAUCAACCGGGAGCCUGCUUUUAGGGGUUUGGAUCCUUUUUGCUAUGUGUAUGCUGGUUAUUACAGCUUCUAUAGUACUGCCUAUUUCAUGUUUUUUUAUACCUGAUUCAUGCGUUAUAAAGAAAUUUUCGGCCGUUGUACUCACACUUUCUUAUAUUACAAUAACAAUAUUCCUUUGGUUUUGGCUAUAUUUCGUGGUGGUUGUAUUUAAUCAUAUAAAUGCAAUAUCUAGCGCCAUUUGAGUAGGCACUUAACUAAACAUAAAUAAUGUUGAUAUUAAAACUAAGUUUAAAUAUGUGGCUAAAAAUCAAUGUACCAAAAUAUAAUAAUAACUGUUACUUACCCAAAUAACUGAGCUUUUAUUUAAAACAGUAGUUUAUUUGUUUAAAUUAGUGUAGGAUGUAGGAUUUAUGUAAAAAAUCCUAUCAACCUUUAGUUAAGUGCUACUCAAACGGAGUAUAGGUAUUAAAUGGUGUUUUAGUGUUAAAUUCUUGUUUAGUAGAUUCAUAUUAAGUAUG